This is a messenger RNA of Cebus imitator (Panamanian white-faced capuchin), 4389 nucleotides long. RefSeq names its product keratin 36 (gene KRT36). The coding region runs from base 2662 to 4152 and encodes 496 amino acids. The record is from RefSeq and is a predicted model, not a curated record. The transcript has 7 exons. NCBI's taxonomy places the organism in Eukaryota, Metazoa, Chordata, Mammalia, Primates, Cebidae. Gene Ontology annotation, molecular function: structural molecule activity.
CCCGGCUGGGCUAGCACGGGAGGGGGCGGCCUCUUAGAGCUGCCAGGGGAGGAGAGCAACCCUGAGCCCUGGGUUCUUGUCUCUGAUACAGGUCGAGUGUUUGUUGCUGUAAGCCUCACCCCAUCCUGUGUUGUCCCAGGCUGCUGGGUGGGAGAGGGAAGAGGAAUUCCUCCCCAAGUCUCUCUCCGCACUUCCCUUGGGUCGGGGGUUGGCUGUGCAAGUCAAAAAUAAGGAAAAAGGCGGGACACUGAGGGCAGCUGAAAGACUUUCUCCUUUGACGAGCUGGUCACCUGCUCCAGGGAAGGUACGGUCCUCUCUCCACAGCCCUAGGGGUGCCUCUCUGGUCCACAGCGGCCCUUGUGAUGCUCAGGUGAGAAUGAUGGGGGCAUUUGGACCUUCGGAUCAGCAGACUCCUUGCUUAUUCAGUUGUCCUGAGAGAAACCUAGAAUCAGCCUCAGUUACGGAUUGUACAGUACAGGGGUUAAAACAAAAAAGAAAAUGAGAGUAUUAACUUCAGAAGCCAGCCAGCCAUAGAUCCCAAACAGAGAAGAGCUGUGCAAAGGGCUUGGUGCGGGCUGCCCUUGGGCCCAUUUUGCAGGACAAGCAUGCUGUGUCACAAACAAGGUAAACUGAGGCAUAGGUAUAUUGAGGACUUGCCUGAGUGGGCCCAACAGGGACAGCCAGACUCUGCACUAUUGUCCCAGAAAAUCAAGUAGGGGAUACUUAGGGGAGUUUGGGUCAGAGCCCCAGUCUUGGUCCUGAUAGUCCGGUGGUUCUCAGCUGGGGGUGGUUUUGUCCCCUGACCCCCAACUCCGGGGACAUUUGGCAAUGUCUGUAGACAUUUUUGGUUGUCAACACUGGGGCAGGGGGUGGCUACUGGCAUCUGGCGGUAUAGUCCAGGGACGCUGCCAAACGUUUUAUAAUGCACAGGGCAGCCCUGAACAGCAAACAAUGACCUGGCACAAAGGGCUGAGGUUGGAAACCCUGUGACGAUCCACUCCUAGGCCCCGCCGGGAGAACUGCGGAGAUCGGAUGGUUGUAAGGAUGUCAUUACUAGGGCAACUGGGGCUCUGGGGGCUGAUGGUCUCCUCUUGCUCCCAGAGGCACUGCACGGGGGGCCACUGCCAGCUGCUCCUGGGCAUCUUGUGAAAGUGUCCACCUUGCUGGGACAGGCAUGAUCCUCCAUAGCUAGUCCUCCCUAGGUAAUUUCAGAGAGAAGCUUAUAAAACGUUUUAAGAGGCUGGCAAAUUACAACUUGAGAAGCACAUAAAUGCUUCCAUAAACGCCAGCUUUGCAAACAAGCGUGUGUGGGGGCAGAGUGAGCAGGUUGCCCAAGCCUUGGGAAAGUCCACGUUUCAAGGCGGAAGACCCAGGCUUAUCUUUGGCCCUUAAUUCUCAGGUUCUCCUCUCUCGGCUUGCUUAACUAUCUGGCAGUAUUUAGCUUUUUUCUUUGUAUUCCUCCUCUGUCCAAAGAGUCUGCCAUUGGCCAUUUCUGUGACCUGUUCAGGGACCAGGAGGGUCAGAGCAGGUCGUUCUAGGCUCCUGAUUCCACCCUCAGAGGUUCAAGAUGCUGACGGCCACAAAGGAAACUGCCCUCCAGCUCUGCCCAGGGAUCCAAGCAUGCAGAUUCCAUAAUGGCAGGAGUCUGUGAUGAUGUGUUCAUUGACUAAGGGACUGGCUAUGGGGCACCCCCUUCUCCCACUGCCACCCUGCUGUGCUCAGUGGGAAGACAGACCAUGCUUAGCAGUGCUCACACUUACGAACCUUUGCUGACCACAGCCAUAAACCAUCAUCAAAGACUCUCCUCCUAACCUAACCAACACUUCUGCAGGACCCAGUGGCUUGCAAAACACUUUCAUUUCAUAUCUGUGGGAAGCAGGUGGGACAGAGGGAUGAUCUCUACUGUUCCGAUGAAAACACUGAGUUUCCCAGGGAGGAAGUGAUGUGCUCAGUAUCUCUGAGAAAAUCAGCCACAGAGCCAGGAUUUGAACUAGGUCUCCUGUCCCUAAAUUCUGGGUACUCAGACUUGACCCCAGUUGUGUGGGGAAGCAGUGGGGCAAGGAAAUUGGAUUUGGUGUCUGAGAGGCCUGGUUUCAGACCUAAGCUCUGCCAGUCACUUCCUGUUCACCUUGAGCAAGAUAUUAAACCAUUCUGAGUCCCAGUUUCCACAUUGGUACCAAUGAGGAUAACAUCAGCCACCUCCUAGGAUUGUUACGAGGUGUGAAUGAAAUAACCACUAGCCUGGUACAUCACAGGUGCUCCCUGAAUUUCUGUUCCUUUGCUCUCUUUUACCAUCCCAGCAGCCCAGGCAGGGUGAGCAGCUAUGAGGGGUGGUGGCAGUGGAUGGGGGUGACAAGGGACAGACUAGGCUCCCCAGGGGAAGGCAGAUGGAGAGAGCAGGAACCAAAUGUCAUUCGUGCAGCCACUCCCGAUUUAUGGGACCUGGUGCAGACUCUUUGAAGAGGCAAUAAAACUCAUUUUCUGCUAGGAAAUGACAACAGUCGAGAGUCCUGACUUAGCAAACCAAAUUCAACAAUUUUUUUUUUUUAUAAGUCAUGGGGUUCUGGAUGGGUAGCAAAAAUCACAUUCUAAUGAGAUUAGCUUUCGGGAAUAGGAAUAGGCUUUCCCAAGAGCAAGGGAUGUGUACCAUGCCAACACCCCAUGGAGAGUGUAUAUAAAUGCUCCGCAGAGGCCUUGAGUCCAGAACCCAAGCUGCUUGCUAAGCUGCAACCUUCCUCUGCUAGCACCAUGGCCACCCAGAUCUGCACCCCGACCUUCUCCAUGGGGUCUGUCAAGGGCCUCUGUGGCGCAGCAGGCGGUAUCUCUCGGGUGUCCUCCAUCCGCUCUGUGGGCUCCUGCAGGGUGCCCAGCCUCGCCGGUGCUGCGGGGUGCAUCUCUUCUGUUAGGUCGGGCCUCACCAGCCUUGGGAGCUGCUUGCCUGGCUCCUAUCUGUCUGCUGGGUGCCACCCCUCUGGCUUUGUUGGGAGUGGGGGCUGGUUCUGCGAGGGUUCCUUCAACGGCAGCGAGAAGGAGACCAUGCAGUUCCUGAACGAUCGCCUGGCCAACUACCUGGAGAAGGUGCGUCAGCUGGAGCGGGAGAACGCGGAGCUGGAGAGCCGCAUCCGGGAGUGGUAUGAGUCUCAGAUCCCGUACACUUGCCCAGACUACCAGUCCUACUUCAAGACCAUCGAAGAUUUCCAGCAGAAGAUCCUGCUGACUAAGUCUGAGAAUGCCAGGCUGGUUCUGCAGAUUGAUAAUGCCAAGCUGGCUGCUGAUGACUUCCGGACCAAGUACGAGACUGAGCUGUCCCUGCGGCAGCUGGUGGAGUCGGACAUCAAUGGCCUGCGCAGGAUCCUGGAUGAGCUGACCCUGUGCAAGGCCGACCUGGAGGCCCAGGUGGAGUCCCUGAAGGAGGAGCUGAUGUGUCUCAAGAAGAACCACGAGGAGGAAGUCGGUGCACUCCGUUGCCAACUUGGGGACCGACUGAAUGUGGAGGUGGAUGCUGCCCCGCCAGUGGAUCUCAACAGGAUCCUGGAGGAUAUGAGAUGCCAGUACGAGGCCCUGGUGGAGAAUAACCGCAGAGAUGUGGAGGCCUGGUUCAACACCCAGACUGAGGAGCUGAACCAGCAGGUGCUGUCCAGCUCGGAGCAGCUGCAGUGCUGCCAGUCUGAGAUCAUCGAGCUGAGACGCACGGUGAACGCCCUGGAGAUUGAGCUGCAGGCCCAGCACAGCAUGCGGAAUUCCUUGGAAUCCACCCUGGCGGAGACCGAGGCCCGCUACAGCUCCCAGCUGGCCCAGAUGCAGUGCCUGAUCAGCAACGUGGAGGCCCAGCUGUCUGAGAUCCGCUGUGACCUGGAGCGGCAGAACCAGGAAUACCAGGUGCUGCUGGACGUCAAGGCCCGGCUGGAGGGCGAGAUCGCUACCUACCGCCGCCUGCUGGAGGGAGAGGAUUGCAAGCUUCCUCCCCCACCUUGUGCCAUGGCAUGCAAGCCUGCCAUUAGAGUUCCUUCUGUCCCCCCGGCGCCCUGUGCCCCGGCUGUGGCCUGCAUCCCCGCUCCCCAGGCUGGUACUCAGAUCCGCACCAUCACCGAGGAGAUCAGAGAUGGGAGAGUCAUCUCCUCCAGGGAGCACCUGCAGUCCCGCCCGCUGUGACAGCCCACCUGGUCCACCAGGCAGGGCCCCGACCACAGGAAGGAGGACACCCUGGGACUCCUGGCAGCUGAACGACCCUGUCCCUCUCUAGAAGGGUCCCCCUAUGCUUAGCAGGUUUUUCUACCAAAACACUCCCGGUAUUGUGUUUCUGGACUUCACUGUGCUUUACGCCAUGCAAAACCAGGUUUCCUGGAAAUUUACCCAAUAAAGUGUGUUCUCCUGGCAUAGCAAACUCAA